Molecule: messenger RNA, 1776 nt
Organism: Diceros bicornis minor
Lineage: Eukaryota; Metazoa; Chordata; Mammalia; Perissodactyla; Rhinocerotidae
Gene: ATPSCKMT
Product: ATP synthase c subunit lysine N-methyltransferase
Exons: 5
Coding region: 244-909 (221 amino acids)
Biological process (GO): positive regulation of proton-transporting ATP synthase activity, rotational mechanism; regulation of mitochondrial ATP synthesis coupled proton transport; peptidyl-lysine trimethylation
Cellular component (GO): mitochondrion
Molecular function (GO): protein-lysine N-methyltransferase activity
Source: RefSeq, a predicted model, not a curated record
GUAUCAUCCAGGAAGCUGUGGGGGGGGAGUGCGAAGACACGGACGGGAACUUUAGAAUCCACAAGCCGAGAGUAGCUCGAAUUUAGUCAUUUCUUAAAGCUAUACAAUGGAGAGUUUCUGGAUAGCGGGUCCCAAGGAGGAACUCAUUUACUGAGAGCAUUAUUUACUCGCUCCUUCUCUCCCCGGCUCCGAAAAGAUGGUAGAAUCCACUUCCGGGUUCCCCCAACUGCCGGAACUCUCGCGAUGGAGGGAGGCGGAGGUUCACCCCCAGAAACACUUACAGAAGCAAGUCAGUUGGAAUGUGUUCUGCCUCGAAGUCUUGAAGCCAACAGUUUGAAGAAAAGCAAUUGGGGAUUCUUGUUUACCGGGAUUGUUGGUGGGACCCUGGUGGCUGUAUAUGCUGUGGCCACACCAUUUAUAACACCAGCCCUCCGAAGAAUUUGUUUACCUUUUGUUCCUGCAACUACAAAGCAGAUUGAAAAUGUUGUGAAAAUGUUGCGAUGCAGAAGAGGAUCCCUGGUGGACAUUGGCAGUGGCGACGGACGUAUCGUGAUAGCAGCUGCAAAGGAAGGAUUCCCGGCUGUGGGUUAUGAGUUAAACCCGUGGCUAGUCUGGUACUCCAGAUACUGCGCUUGGCGAGAAGGGGUGCAGGACUCUGCCAAGUUUUAUAUUUCAGAUUUGUGGAAGGUGACUUUUUCGCAGUACUCCAACGUUGUUAUUUUCGGCGUGCCUCAAAUGAUGCCACAGCUGGAGAAGAAACUUGAGCUUGAACUGGAGGAUGACGCUAGAGUCAUUGCUUGCCGGUUCCCUUUCCCACACUGGACUCCGGACCAGGUCACCGGAGAGGGGAUAGACACCGUGUGGGCCUACGACAUGAGCACUCUCAGAGGGAGGGAAAAGAGGCCCUGAAGAUCGAUGCAUUUCCAGUCGGUCAUUCAAAUAUAAACUUCGUUGUUAUUAUUAUUUUUUUUUAUAUAUGAACUUUAUUGAGAGUGUUUGCUGAAGCAUUGGUGGUCUUUGAUUUUAUAGAGACUUAUAGCCGUGUCUUCACCAGAGAGUAUAUUUUUCUUUGAUAUGGAAUGAGAAAUUGUUAUUACUUUCGGUAACUUUUGGAGAAAACAACAAAAGUUAAGAAUAGUAGGUAGAUUUAAAGUCCCCUUCCAUGGUAUAUUGUGAAAAAUGUGCUUCCUACCUUUCCAUGUACUUGGAUGUAUGAAAAUAUGAAUAAGUCACGGUCAUAUUGGUGGGUGGGAAAGAUGUCAACUGCUCUUCACAUUAUAAAGAGUAUGAUUGAAUGCCACAGAUGAGAAGAAACACUUUUUAAAGAGGGUAUGUAUUAGUAAAUGUCUGCAGUUUCCUAUAACUUUAUUCAUACUUAAGAUUUAUCUCUUUCUCUUCUGUACUUCAUGGCAAAAUUAAUUUUUUAAAGGAUUUAGAGAGGCAUUCAUAUUUUACAACGUAUAUUAGGAGUAAUUUGUUCCAAGGCCCCUGGAUUGCUGUAUCUUAUUGAAUCUAAGAUGUAUACGGUAUGUGUGUAAGUGUGUGUGUGUACAUACACAUUUCAGCAUUUCUGAAAUUGUGGUACACCUUCCAGUGGAUGGUGUUUUAUAACUGGAGUCAGGAGCAUUGUCCGUCAUGAUGUAGCUGUACAGCAACCGCCGUUGAUAGAAUCUCAGAUUUUUUUUCUUUUCUUUUUUUUAUUGUUUAAUUCAAUUUAUUUAUUUAUUUUUUAUUGCAGUAACAUUGGUUUGUAACAUUAUAUAAAUUUCAGAUGUA